Messenger RNA from Podarcis muralis (Common wall lizard), 3928 nucleotides. It is a transcript of the gene SDC4, whose product is annotated as syndecan 4. The record is from RefSeq and is a predicted model, not a curated record. Lineage: Eukaryota; Metazoa; Chordata; Lepidosauria; Squamata; Lacertidae. Gene Ontology annotation, biological process: cell migration. Gene Ontology annotation, cellular component: cell surface; membrane.
CGCAGCUUCGGCGACUCCUCCUCCGGAGGGCCGGGCCAGGCCGCGUAUAAGAAAGCUGAGCGGCGGCGGGGCGGGGAAGGACGGGACACUUGGUUACCGCGCCGCCGCCGCCGCCACCGGACCAGCCUUUGCUCUUGCGCCUUCCUUCGCGGACCCCACGACGCCAUGAAGCCCAGUCGCCCCGCCGGCCUGUGCGCCCCCGCUCUCCUGCUGCUCUUGCUGCUGGGCGCUGCCGCCGCCGAGUCGGUGAGAGAAACCGAGACUAUGGACCCACAGCUAUAUGAAUUUCCAUCUGGAGAUUUGCCAGAUGAUGAGGACUCAAGGCCUGACUUUGUAAUUGAUGAAGAUGGCUAUGACUACUCAGGUUCAGGAGAUGAAGAAGAUGAUACGGAGGAUGCCUUACUUCCAGCCUCCGAAAGACCUAUGGAGCCCAUGGACAACUUUAUCCCUUAUUCCAAAGGAGAGACAAAGGAUAGUGAGCCUGCUGUGAUAGAAAUAGAAAACGAUUCUGUUCUCAGGAAACCUGCGCCCUCUGAAGAAGGCGAUGAGCCAUCCAACAAGAUCUCGAUGGCCAGCACAGCCAAUGGCAGCAUCUUUGAGAGGACAGAAGUUCUGGCAGCUCUUAUUGCAGGUGGGGCAGUCGGGUUGCUGCUGUUUGCUGUCUUCCCAAUCCUCCUCCUGAUCUAUCGCAUGAAGAAAAAGGACGAGGGCAGUUACGACCUGGGCAAGAAGCCGAUCUACAAGAAAGCACCCACAAACGAAUUCUACGCCUAAGGCUUGCCAACGCCACAAACCCAUUUGGGAGUCAGAAACGGACUUUGUAAAAAAAAAAAAAAAGCAUUUGGACCGUGGACAAGAAGCUCUGGGACAAAUGCUCUCUUGGAUCUAACCGUCAAAGUGAUUUUUUUAUAUAUAUAUAUAAAAACUUUGUGACCCUUCCCAUCCCACUAGCCAACAAGGACGCAAAGUAAAAAAAAAGGCAGCGUCCUAGGGAGAAAAAACCCCUUGUGGGGUGUGCGAGUGUGCAUGUGUCCUGAAAAGCAAAGCAAAUUUUGCCAAAUGCUCUGUUUUGGUUGGGUGAAGGGGUUUCGUAUGUGAAACUGUUUGCAUUUGGUCGCAGUGCUCCAAAUUGCCUUGUCUGCAGAAAAGGUGUAAGUUCAUUUCUACGUGUAAGAAGGUUGUCCUGUAGCGGGGCCAGCUCUACAAGGCUUUUUCGUGUUUUGUAAAGAACUUAUUUAUGAAAUCUCCUGCGCUACAGUGCACGUUAGCCUUGGGAGAGAGCAAAUCUGCUCUCUGCAGACUUGAGUAUCUCAGUACUAUUUUGGACGCGGCUGUGUGAAGAGAUGAUGUCUUCCUUGGUGGAGAGAGGGCUGAGUAGCCUAUAAAAGCAGAACAGUCUGUGUGUGUGUGUGUGUGUGUGUGUGUGUGUGUGUGUGUGUGUCAGGGGGAUGUCUCCCACUUUUUAAAUGGAGCUGAGUUAAAGAAAUACCUUUUUUAUUUUUAGAAGAGGGUUUCCUUAAAUACAAGACGCUAAGAAAAAUUCCCUGCCUAUACAAGUUUGUAGAAAGUAUUCCGGAAUUUUAAAAAGUAUAUAUAUUUUGUAAUUUUCAUGAGUUCUUUUUUUUAAAAGUCCCUUUUCCCCCCUUUGCUGGACAUCUCUCCAGAUGAAUGGCAUUUUAUAUCGCUCAUUGCCAGAACUGAUGCAGCAGCUACAGUAUGUUAAAGCUCUCUAAGCUCAUAUCAUAGGCUAUUCUAGGCAGUUGAGAAGAGAAUAUUUAUAUAUAAUUAUAAAUAUAUUUUCUGGAGUAAAAGCAAAUAAGUUUCUGGGUUGUUGUUUUUAUAUAGAGCUAUUUAUAGUUUCUAAGAUGGCUGCUCUGUUUUUGGUAACUCUUCUUUUUAUACGUAAAACACUAAUAUAAUGAAACUCCUAAUGAUUGUGAAAACUAUUUAAGCUUGAUUCUGUGUACUAUAUCCGAAGGCAAUAAGUUCUGCUAGAAUUAAUGUCUGUAUGCAAAAAUCAGAUUUCUUUGAACAUGACUAAAAUAUAAUUGGAGGUUUGUGUUUUUAGCCUUGUAAUAUAUUAUCAGUGCUGUGGAGCUCUAGAAUAUAUAUAUUCCAGUAAAAUGCACACUUGAGGUUUUGUACAGCCUUCCUGCAAGGGGUGCUGGGUUGCUCUCUUCCUUGCAGAGUUCCCCUAAAUGUCUUCCUCUUCUCGAUGGAGUCAUUACUUCACAUAUGGUGUUGCUAAUCAAUGGCAGCUGAACAAUUCAGCUGUGUGGGUUGGAGUCUAGCUUUUACACCCAGCUUCACUGCACAGGCAGCAUGGAAUUUCACUGCUGGGGGUGUGGGCAUGAUUCGGCCACAUGCUGCUGUUUGCUUAUCCCGUUUUAAUGCCACGGGGUGACAGAAGACAGACUUCAGAAGCUGUUUGGUACGGAGAGUGGUGUCUCUGUGCAAAGUUGCUAUUCCCCCUUAAGGCAAGUGCCAAGAGGCUCCAAAUACAUAUUUGUUUUUUCUUUUGGGCUCUUAAUUGAGACUAUUGGCUUUCAGAAUGGCACAUUGCUGUUCCCCUUCUAAAGAAGAGCAUCUUCAGGGCCAUGCUUUUUCUCCAGCUGCUGGUUCUACCUGACUGUAAAUGCUGGUACCUGUUAGGGAGAAUCUUGAUCCACUGAUGGUUAUGUCAGAAUGGUACAAAAGUUUCGAACAACAUGUCUGUGCUGUGCAAAGAUUAAAGUGGGGAUGGGGAAGUGGUUUCUUCUCUUUUCUUUUUCAUUUUGGACUAAGGACCACCUUUCCAGCUGGGCAAACCUCUAGGGACCACCACAUGCUAGUAUUGAGCAGGAGCAAAAGUGGGUAGAGCAGUGAAUGUAAAUGUUGUCUUUGCUGAUUUCUCUCUGCUCCAUCCAGGCAACCAAAGGCACUCUCAGAAUUGAAGGACACCUUCUAGCCAGGCAGAAAGGGGAUAUGAAGAGGUGUGUUGCCUGGGGAGAGUCUUGAGAGGCAGGUAGUGUCCUAGAGGUUUGCGUUUGGCAUCCUGGCUUGAGAUUCCUCACCCCUCAUUUGGAGGAAAGUGCAACUGGUGCAGCGGAGCCUGGCUUAGAUCCGAGUUCUUUGGGUUGGGCAUGUAGAUAGUGGUAUUGCAAGGACCUUUAAGCUGCAUUGCAUGGACUACGGCUGCUGUUCAGUGACUUGCAGCGUAUCUGGUGUAAGCUGGGUUUCCUAGGAAGUGAGUCUCUUCGGAAGUUGCUUUUCAGGGCCCCACUUGAUUCCAAUGUGAUCAGAUUGCAUCUGCACAGUCUUGUCGCCUCUGAGAGCAAAGGGAGGUCUCCGUGCAGUGUGUGUGUGUGGGGUGGGUGGGUUGUGUAAUUUGCAGGAAAUCGGGUACUGUGCAGCACAAGGCUAUCUCCUAACCACACAGAUCCUGGCAUAAUCUUGAACUACCUGCAUUCUUUGAGCUGUAGCUUUUAAAAACGUGACAUAGUCUUAACACUUAACUUUGUGGUCCUUGCGUGAACAGAAGGGGGCUGUGCAAGGUUCUCUAAUAAGACGUUACCAGAACAAUGUACGGCUUGCUGUUCCCUUAAAAACAAAAACAAAACACUUUUGGCAGUGAAUUCAUGCGAUGAUUUUUUUAUCAUGUGUAUGUUAGACUGCUCUGAUGAACAUAUGGGUAAAGUUUUAAGUCUGUGCAAUGGAUUUUGCUUUGGCACAAGCACAAGUCUUUUCAAACUUGGCUUCUGGAAUUGUUUAGUUUGGGGUAGGGGGCUGAGUAGGGAGGAUUAUAUACUUAACACAUUUUUAUAACGAUUGCUUGGAAAACAUGUCUGCCUCCUGAUUGCUCAAAUGAGAUUUCUUGUAUAUUUGCUUUUGUUUUCACUGUCACUGAUUUGAUAAAAUAAACUGGUACUUUCUUAAAAAAAUAAAUAAA